Molecule: messenger RNA, 1627 nt
Organism: Argiope bruennichi
Lineage: Eukaryota; Metazoa; Arthropoda; Arachnida; Araneae; Araneidae
Gene: atms
Product: RNA polymerase II-associated factor 1 homolog
Exons: 13
Coding region: 123-1559 (478 amino acids)
Biological process (GO): transcription elongation by RNA polymerase II
Cellular component (GO): Cdc73/Paf1 complex
Molecular function (GO): RNA polymerase II complex binding; chromatin binding
Source: RefSeq, a predicted model, not a curated record
AAACAUGGAGGAUUCGUCUGCUUGGAUUCUGAUGCAUGGUCAAUAGUUUCGCUGUUGUAUAAUGGAGUAUUUAUUAUUUUUCUGAAAUAUAAGAAAUAGUUUCGGCAAUUUUAUAAUACGCUAUGGCGCCGGUUGUAACUACUGUAAAUAAGCAGAGAACCGGCGAGAAAAAGUCAGAUUUGGUAUGCAGAGUGAAGUACUGCAAUACACUCCCAGAUAUUCCAUUUGACCCAAAAUUUAUCACUUAUCCAUUUUCAUCAAAUAGAUAUGUAGAAUACAAACCUACCUCUCUGGAACGUAAUUAUAAACAUGAUCUACUUACUGAGCAUGAUCUUGGUGUAACAAUUGAUCUAAUCAAUCCUCAGACAUAUGCUGUUGAUCCAACAGCUACUCUUCAUGCAGAUGAUGAAAGACUCUUAGAGGAAGAUACAUUAACACCUCAAGAUUCUAAAAGGUCUCGGCAUCAUAAUAAGGCUGUUCCAUGGUUGAAAAAGACAGAGUACAUUUCCAAUGAGUUCAACAGAUAUGGUCACAGCAGUGAAAAGACAGAAACAAAAGUUGGUUACAAUGUUAAGAAACUGUUUAAAGAAGAAAAUCUGUAUAUGGACCGAGAAAGUCAAAUCAAUGCCAUCAAUAAAACUUUCUCUGAUGCCAAAAUUCCAAUUGAACAUCAUUACAGCAAACCAAAUGUAUAUGCUGUUGAAGAAUUGCCUGUAUUUCCUGACUUUGAGUUAUGGCGAUAUCCCUUUGCUCAAGUCAUAUUUGAUGCUGAACCAGUUGCUGGCAAUAGAACAGAAGAAAUGUCCCAAGCUAUGAUUAGGGGUGUAGUGGAUGAUUCUGGCGAACAGUUUGUUGCUUACUUCUUACCAACUGAAGACACAUUGAAAAAAAGGAAGCGUGAUGCUGAAAAUGGAGUAGAAUAUGAUGAUGAGGACAAUUAUGAAUAUAAAAUGGCUAGAGAAUAUAACUGGAAUGUUAAAAAUAAGGCUUCUAAAGGUUAUGAAGAAAAUUAUUUCUUUGUUUGCCGAGAUGGAAAUAUAUACUAUAAUGAAUUGGAAACUAGGGUACGUUUGAGCAAGAGAAGACUAAAGCCUGGAGCUCAGCCUAAUUCUAAUUCAAAGCUUAUUGUAAGACAUCGACCUUUAGAUGAAUCUGAAUAUAAAACACAAAUGGCUCGCAUGACGAACUUGGAUCCACCUCCUGAAGAGGAAGAAGAGGAGGAGGAAGAAGUCCAAGAAGUUGAAGAGAAUGCUGAAGAAGAGAAAGAUAAUGAAGAAGGAGAAGAAGAAAAUGAGGAAGCUGAGGAAAAAGAUGGCUCAGCUUCAAGCGAGAGUGAAGCAGAAGAAAAGAAGGAUGAGAAAAUGGAAGAAGAUGGAUCAGAUGCAGAGGAAGGAGAGAAGGAAACAGCUCGACCUGCAUCUUCAGCCAGUUCUAAGUCCUCAUCUUCAUCCUCGUCAUCUUCAUCAUCCUCAUCAUCAUCCAGUGAAAGUGAGGGUGAGGAAGCAGAAGCACAGAAUAAGAGAGAUGAAGAGGAGAUUUUUGGAAGCGAUAGUGAUUAAAAUGUACAGUAGGAACUUGUAAAUAUUUUUAUUCAAUGUAAUAAACAAUGUCUUUGAAUUUUUAAAAA